Messenger RNA from Lactuca virosa, 612 nucleotides. The record is from the annotation of a GenBank genome assembly. Lineage: Eukaryota; Viridiplantae; Streptophyta; Magnoliopsida; Asterales; Asteraceae.
AUGUUGUCCGCCGAUGGAUCUGUUCCGUUCAGAGCCGAUGCACUUAAUACAAGUCAUUAUUCCAAUCGAGUCUGCUCGCUUGACCUCUAUUAUGUUGCAGGAAUCCACGGUCCUGAAGAUAAAGGGGGGGUUUCAAGAUUAAGCUCCAGAUACCGAAAGGUACGAAUUGCAGCUCCUAUUGUAACGAUUGCCACUCCUAUUUACCACCCAAAUAUCGACACACUAGGGCAAAUAUGUCUUGAUAUUCUUAACCUGCCUCCAAUAUAUGUUAUCCGAACUGCAGAUCGUAUGACCAUGCUUGCACAAGCCCUUGAAUAUGAAAAGUUUGAUAAAUUUGACAGAGUGUCGGUCCCAAAAAUCCGGUAUGCAUGUAUGCUUCAGUAUGAUGGAGAAUUGAAGCUUCCAAAUCACUACCUUGUAUCUCCUCCAUUGAUCGAUAGGACAUCUGGCGAAUGCUUGGUUCAUAAUGGGAUCCACACUUUCGCUUGCAGUGAGACAGUGAAAUUCGGACAUGUGACAUUUUUCUGGAAUGGAAACUGGUCUGGAUAUUUCAAUGCUGAGCUGGAAGAAUAUGUUGAGAUUCCAAUGGAAGAUUUGAUCAGGUGCGUUUGA